Messenger RNA from Papilio machaon (common yellow swallowtail), 2483 nucleotides. RefSeq names its product ATP-binding cassette sub-family G member 4. The transcript has 12 exons. The record is from RefSeq and is a predicted model, not a curated record. Gene Ontology annotation, molecular function: ATP binding; ATP hydrolysis activity; ABC-type transporter activity. Gene Ontology annotation, cellular component: plasma membrane. NCBI's taxonomy places the organism in Eukaryota, Metazoa, Arthropoda, Insecta, Lepidoptera, Papilionidae. Bases 405 to 2291 code for a protein of 628 amino acids.
CCAAUGAGUUCAGUUCGACACAGACAGCGCGCUGUUACACUCACGACCGUGCUCGCGCAUUAUAUCGACCGCCUUUAUCAAUCGCGAACUUCCACCGUCUCAAAUGUUUUAUUUAAUAACAGUUUAACAUACACAUUUGUUUGUACCGCACAAAAUAUAUAUAAAAUAUCUGUGAAUGCAGUAUUUACUGUGUCACUUAUGAACAAGCAAAAAUUAUAAAAGUUGACAUUUUCAAACGGAGCACAUCACCGUGUGUUCUGUGCCAGUGUUUUUUUUUUAAUAUUGAAUUCAAAAGUUAUUCGAAAUUAAUUGGGAAACAAAAAAAAAGAGUUAAGAGUAUAUAUAUAGUGGUGGUGUGUUAUGUUUUAUUUAUUUUGACUGGGAUUUUGGAAGUUAUUUAUAAAAUGGCGAACGCAUUAGCAGUUCUGCAGGGUCUUGGACAGAAAGUGCGCGGGAAAGAACACAACGAAUGCAGAAUACUGCAAAUUAAUAUGCCACCACCUACAUCUGUGGAUAUUGAAUUUAAAAAUAUAACAAUGACGGUCAGCGAAGGAUUGACUUCUAAAAAAACAAAGACGAUCCUUAAGCAAGUAUCCGGCGUGUUCAAGUCAGGUCAGCUAACGGCAAUAAUGGGUCCCUCGGGCGCUGGCAAGUCAUCGCUCAUGAACGCACUCACCGGCUUCUCGGUUCAAGGGGUAACCGGCACGAUACGAGCAGGCAACAGUGUAUGCGUUCUGGAGGAGAAGGCCAAGUCCAUGGACUCUCUGACUGCGUACAGGAAGAAAUCCUGCUACAUCCUACAGGAUGACAGACUCAACCCGCUCUUCACGGUGGCUGAACUCAUGAAAUUCGCCGCCGAUAUGAAGCUCGGUUAUACAUUAACUGAAAAACUUAAACAUGGUGUGGUAACAGAAAUAUUGGAUACAUUAGGAUUAUCGGGCACAGAGAAUACACGAUGCUGUAACUUGUCCGGGGGCCAGAGGAAAAGAUUAUCUAUAGCGGUAGAGUUGAUCGACAACCCUCCUGUAUUAUUUUUGGAUGAACCCACAACUGGUCUGGACAGCUUGACGUCAAAGCAAUGCGUGGAGCUGCUCAAAGCGCUGGCUCGCGACGGCCGGACCGUCGUCUGUACCAUUCACCAGCCUUCAGCCUCCCUCUACACAUUGUUCGAUCAUGUUUACGUGUUAGCGGAGGGCAUGUGUAUAUACCACGGCUCCAGCGAGGAUACGGUGCCGUACCUCGCCGCAGUCGGCCUGCAGUGCCCCAAGUACCACAACCCCGCUGAUUAUAUACUAGAAAUAGCAAACUUAGAAUACGGCAACUUCAACGAGCAACUGGCAGCAAGAUGCUCUCGUCCCGAUGACAACGUGAUACCAUCACCCCCGUCUCCAACGACCUCUGACGAGAUCAAGUUCUCGUGCGGCAAGAUGUCCACUAUCAUCCGACGUCCGCAUGAGAUCUACAAGUUCAGUAUACUGUUCAAACGGUGUCUCAUACAGCAGUAUCGAGAUUGGACGGUGACGCACCUGAAGGUGUUGUUACACAUCGUAAUCGGUGUUCUGAUCGGGCUGCUGUACGAGGAGACGGGUAGUAACGGCAAUAAGACCGUCAACAACCUCGGCUACUUCAUAGUCUCCUCUGCAUACCUCUGCUAUACUUCGCUCAUGCCCGCUGUACUUAGAUUUCCUCUGGAGUUGGCCGUGCUGAAGAAAGAAAACUUCAAUAACUGGUACAACCUCAAGACUUAUUACGCUGCCAUCCUUGUGACUGGUAUACCGUUACAGAUAUGGUUUAGCUUCGUGUAUUCAGCACCGUCGUAUUUCCUGUCAGGCCAACCGCUAGAGAUCUGGCGCUUCGGCAUGUUUGUCUUAGUGCUGGCCAACAUCACUCUGCUCGCGGAUGCGGUCGGAAACGUCAUUGGCACAUGUGUUAAUCCCGUUAACGGUACAUUUAUUGGCGCGAUAACGACGUGCGCAAUGAUAGUGUUCGCUGGCUUCCUGGUGCUGUUUGCGCACAUGACGCCGGCCAUGCGCCUCAUCUCAUACAUGUCAUUUCUGCGCUACGCAUUCGAGGGCCUCGUACUUUCUAUGUACUCGUACGGGCGAGCGCCCCUCGCCUGCCCAGAUGACGUCAUCUACUGUCAUUUAAGGUAUCCUAAUAAAGUUCUCGAAGAGUUCAGUAUGAACCCUGACAACUAUUGGAUUAACAUCGCUGUGCUACUCACAGAGAUCGUCGUCAUCAGGAUACUGGCUUACUUCACACUCAGACGGACUGUCAAAAAAUCCUCGUAGUAUUAGAUUGUAGUUGAGAUCAGUGAUUUAUUUAUUAAGUAUUUGUGUCACCGUUACAUUGUAAGAUAAUCUAUCUAACGAUAUACAUACAUACAGAAAACAGAUAGAAUGUUGAAUGGCUUACUUUCCAAUAGUUUGUAGUUGUAUAAGAAAACUAGAGCUACUAUUUACAAUAUUAUUUCCAUCAAACUC